UGUAAUUUUUUUUUUGCCCGAUCACAUCCGCGAACGUAGGCCGCCGGUGUAUCAUAUCACAACGUUCUUUUUUUUGCCAACGUCUAGAGAAACGUUGAAAAAAAAAACACUGUAACAAACAAAAAUCAUUAUCUCUCGGGAGCGGUACGUUCGUGGGCUGUCCGCAUUGGAUUUCUAGAGUUUUCCAAAAAGUGUGCUGUAACACAAACACAGCGCAUUGUCAUGACCACCGCGACGGUUCUGGUUACAACACGAGGCCGCAAAGUCGUUAUACGCCAGUACGCCGUGUAUGGCGUGCUAGUCUAUCCUUGGAACCGUCGCGUUUUCCUAGACGUUUUUCAUUUCUUUCCACCUAUUUCCUUCUGUUUCGACUCCCCCCAUCAUUCUCCGAUACCCCCCUCGACGGCCAUCGGCACCGUAACCUCCCACGCGAGAAAAAUUCUAUUACAAUAACGGCCGUUACGCGUAACGCUAUUUGAGUGUUUAGUGUAGUGUGUUCGUCCGUCGUGCUCGGUUGGCCGUCGGCACCCGUUCGGUCAAACAGUACAACUGUCGAUCACGUGUGUUUAUAUACUAGUGUUGUUGUUAUUAUUAUUAUUUAUCUGUCGUCUUGGAUUAUUUUUUUGUGAAACAAGUUUUAUUUUUUUUUAAACAAAAUUUUAUUUUAUAUUUUUCUCUAUUGAUACUAUCGUUAUUAAUUUUCGUGUUUUAUUUCACAUUAGUCUUCACGACGUCGGCCCCGAGCAAUUAUUAUGCUAACGUCUGUUGUUCGUUCGGCGAAAACAGCUGCUGCAUUACUUUAUUGUUCUUGGACACCCGACGACGAUUUCGGGUGAAAUAAAUAUUUACUAGUUAGUUGUUAUUUGCCAUUAUACAUCGUCGUAGAAAUGGCCGCCAUUGUUGUGCAACAACAGCGGCAGCGUCAACAGCAGCAAAUGGAAGUGUGUGCUCAAAACUCGCCAGGCUGUUCGGACGGCGAACAGUGUGGUGACACAGGUGAAAACCUGCACCUGAUAAAGCGCAAAAGAAGCGUCGCCAAGGGGCUCGGAGUGGAUCAGCCCGUGUGCCCGAUCGUGACGGAAGACUCGGCCAACAACAACAAGUCACUGUACACCGACUUGGACGAGUACGUUUACGACGCCCAAUGCCGGCGCAGUCUGGAACCCGAACCGCAGGACGUAUACGCCGAGCUGAGGCAGAGGGAGCGCGAUUUGCGUUUGGCCGCCGAGCUGGGAAAAGCUCUGCUGGAGAAAAACGACGAGUUGUCCAAGCGUAACGAACGGUUGGCCGAAGAGUUCAGUGAAAAACUCGAGGAAAUAGAACAAGAUAGACAUUCACUAAAAAGGCGGUUAGUCAAUGCUCAAACCGAAUCUGACGCCAAACUAUUGGAACUGCAAGCUGACGUUAGAGACUUACAAGCAGCAGUAUCUCAAAGAGAACGACAGCUCAGACAGACUGAAAAAGAAAAGGCUCGUUUGGUUUCCGAGCUGACAGAACAGAACCAUCGCCUUCAAACCCAAAUCAAAGAGCUAUCUAAAACUGAACACGAUCUUCAAGCUCAAUGUCGACAACUGCAAGAUCAAUGUUCCCAGAGAAAAUGGUCACUACACGACCAUCAGUCAAGUCUAGAUGUACUCCGAGAAGAGAUACAAUUUACUGCAGAGAAAAAACAAGAACUAGAAAGAAGAGUACAUGCAAUACAAGCUGAUCGAGAUCAAAUAGCUGUAGCUUUGGAAGAAGCCUUGGACAGAGUUCGAUCAGUAGAACGCGAGUGUCGUGAAUAUGAAAUCAAGCAUCAUUCACUCAGAAAGCAACUUGACGAAUUACAUAGGGCCAACUGUGUGUUAUCGUCGAAGCUACAUGACGCUAAAAAAUGUCAAAACGGAGGCGAUUCACUGGUGGGACCUUUGUCGUUGCAAAUGGAAAUGGACCAGGCCGAAGGUCGAGUCACUGCAGCCCCAGUGAUUUCCUCCGAACAAAGUCCUUCCCAUGAAGAGUCUGUCACGGGACAGCUGUUACGUCUAUGCGGACAAUUGGAAAUAACCGGUGAAAACGCGGACAACGAUGAGCAACGGCAAUCGUUGAAAGAAGCAGUGCGUCGAUUGAAUAAGGCGUUAGGCGUUGGUGGUUACAAUGUUUCCAAUCAGUCGACAGAAGAAGAAACCGCUGUGGAUUUAAAUAGGACCAGAGAAGAGGCGGAUCGGUUGCGGGAUAAACUUAAUUUGGUCCAAACGGAAUUGAGGGGCCGUAACGAGCACAUCAACCAGUUGACCUCCGAGCUUUCUGUGAGGGAUACCGAAUUACAAACUGCCAGAGAAGAAAGAGAUUUCGCUCUUAAGGAUAAACAGGCAGUUUUAGAGAACAACAAGGUUGAAGACAUAGUCAAGGCAGCUUGGGAAGCCAGAGACGGUGCCGUGGCUAGAAAAAAUGCCGCCCAAGUUCAGUUGGCUAGAACACGUAUAGACGUAUUGCAGGCCAAUGGUCAACUGAUGGAAGCUAUACGGCAGAAAGUCGAGCUCAGUCAGCAGUUGGAACAAUGGCAGAUGGACAUGCAAGCAUUGUUAGAUGAUCAAAUGAGACGAAAAUUGCUCGGGAUUCAACAUUCAAACUGCCCUAAUGGAGGGAGUGGUCAAUCGAUGGGUAGUCAACAGCAAGACUAUUGUAUGAGCUAUUCGUCCAUUGACUUCUUGGGCAACGGCGAUCACGACGGUAAUGGAGCUGAAAAUAAAAGAACGUCCUCAACAUCUCUGAGGUCGUUGAGUUCCUUCGCUGGUUGGGGUAGUGGCGGAGAUGGCAACAGCAGCGGUAGAAGACUUUUCGCCGGGCUAUUCCAACCAUCAUCCUCCACCAACUCUACCAGAUGACGAUGGCGAUAAUCAUAUUUCUAUAGUUACCUAUAGCUUUUUGCUUUUUUAUAUCAAAUUCUGAUAUUAGAGAAUAUUUUAUUGACGUUAGUGAUCAUGAACAAAUUUUUUUUGUAAUGCACAUCAUGUUUAUUAGUAAAUAGCACUUAGUCUAUAUAUUUUUAUACUUUAAUUAUAUUUUAACAUGUAUGUAUUGAUUAAUUACCACGUUAAAGUAUAUAAAGUUGUAUAUUUUUGUUCUAUUAAUUAAACGUUGAAUUUGUCAAUAUCCAGUCAUACGAUUUAUCAAACGUUAUCUAAGUACUAUAAAACUAUUUUUUUCAAAAUAUAUUAACUAUAUUUUAUUUUAUAUUUAAAGGAAAUAUUUUAUUGUACAUUAAAUUUGUACGUUUUAU
Messenger RNA from Daktulosphaira vitifoliae (grape phylloxera), 3259 nucleotides. RefSeq names its product bicaudal D-related protein homolog. The coding region runs from base 888 to 2864 and encodes 658 amino acids. Lineage: Eukaryota; Metazoa; Arthropoda; Insecta; Hemiptera; Phylloxeridae. The transcript has 8 exons. The record is from RefSeq and is a predicted model, not a curated record.